Pseudonaja textilis is the source of this 3479-nucleotide messenger RNA. The record is from RefSeq and is a predicted model, not a curated record. Lineage: Eukaryota; Metazoa; Chordata; Lepidosauria; Squamata; Elapidae.
AGAGCUUGGCAAUCAUGACGAUGAACAAGAUGGGAAAAAAGGAAUCGCGCAUCAUUAAAACACCCCCCGAAAAAAAAAGAAUCAAACCAUUUGAGCAGCCUUCUUCACCAGUCCUAGAAGAGCCAGAACCUGUGAGCUGUGUACUGCAAGGAGAUGAAAUCCAGGCUCUUGCGAUAAAGCCAGAACAUUUGGCAAAGCUUCGGGCUGAAAAACCUGCACAAGAAGAGAAAGAGAAACCUGUUAUUAUCAAGAAAUACCUUAUACGCAAAUCCAGGCCACAAGAAAUUGGGAAAAAAGCUAAUUUACUGGUUGCUUAUCCAGCUCUUCCAGAUGAAUCAAAGAAAAUACUGAAUUAUUCUGGUGUAGAAGGACCAAUAGUUGAUACCUUUGGCUAUAUCACCCCAUAUAGCAUUUUAGGAACUCUCCAGGAAUUCAAGAAAGAAGCCAUAAAAAAAGGUCACUCUCAGCUAGUGCGAAUGAUUCCUGAGGAAUCACAGCUUUCUUGUGCAAUCUCAGUUUUUGGAACUUACAAAAAAAAACCGGAAGAAAAAAAGAAAGUAGCCCAGAGCCCUCCGUCUCAACACCGGGCCCUUCAGAACUGGCAGCGUAACAUGGCAAUCAGGAGGAAGCAACAAAAAAGGCUGUGUGAAUGUCUUCAGAAAUCAGAAAGUCAGUUGCUGAUGAACUUUUCAGAACAUUACAGGAGAAUCCAGGAACAGCGAACUUUAAUUGAUCGUAGUAUUCCAGCUAUGUAUUCGGGAAAGGGCUAUUCAGGGAAUGAGUUCUGGAAUCAGCCGGUGCACGUUGGGGAUGAAAUCAAGGGUCUAACCACAACUUUGGGUCAGACAGAUCUGGGAUUUCCAGAAGAGGUCACUCAUGUUGGGAAACCCCGUAGCAUCUGGAGAGAAAUGGGUACCAAUCCACCGAAAUAUCUCCCUUUUCAUCGGCCCUGGGAAAAAAGUCUCUUUCUGCAGCAUCGGAGAAAUGAGUUAAAGGAGGUUUUAGAAACGCUGGAUUUUCAUAGCCCGGAUCUGGAUGGGCUGGAAGUCAUAGGCAGAAAUCAACCUUUCACCAAUGUGUCAGCAGACAGUUUUUCGGCUUGUGAUGAUGCUGACAAUAAAGAAUCUUCUGAAGAAACAACCUCGGACCUAUUGGAUGAGUAUCCAGAUAUAUUUUUAGAACCAAUACUUGGUCCCUCUCUGAAGUUCUGUGGCCAACCAGCUCGUUGGAUCAAUACUUCUCAUGCGGGUGAAGUUGGCAUUGCAGCCAGGGUCACCUUUGAAAUUCUUGUAGGUGAUAAAGCUGAAUCUCUCCUCACAGUGAACAAUGAUGGCACCACAGCCAUCUGGUAUGACUGGCGGAGGCUCCCUCCCCCUUUUACUUUUCAGGAGAAAAUAACAAGAGGGAUACAGAAUUUUUACUUUAAUACUAGAUCAGGUGUGAUUCUACCUGGAGAAACCAUAAAUUUUUCCUUCAUCUUUAAAUCAUUGAGUGGAGGCAUUUUUAAUGAGUCUUGGGAGUUUAGUACUCAUCCUGAGUUAUUAGGAGGAGCUAUGCUACAAGUGACUCUUUGGGGAAUUGCACUUUAUGAAGAUACUACAGUUAAACUCAGGGAGGAUCUGGAGAAAGACUUAGAGGCUCGAGAAAUUGCUGUUAUAGUAGAAGAAAAUCUAGAAGAGUUACUUAAUCGGAUUCGAACACCAGCACGAGUAAGAUCCCCAGUUGAUGCUUAUGUCACUGAAGAAGAAUUAUUUCACAGAAAGAAUCCAGAGCUGCAUUACAAUCACCAAGUUGUAAAGGGGCUUCGUGAAUUGUGGAACAGAGUUAUGAAUCCUCAACCUGUAGAAGUGUAUGUAGAAGAAGAACAGAGAAAAAGCAUUGUCAGUGAGACUUCUCCAUCCAAGAGUACUGCAGACUCUCAGAAGAGUCCUGAGGAUAUCCGCAAGAGUCUUUCCUCGCCUACUUUCAUAACAAAGAGCCUUGGGCUGGAAGAACUGGUCGAUCAACCGAGUAGGACUGACACAGAAGAGGGGGCCCAAGUAGAGGAGCGAACCCAUGUGGAGUGGAACCUUUCUGUUGCCGAUUUUAGGCAGACGUUGCUGACAGUCCCUGAAGAAGAAGAACGGGAAGUUGCCCUAGCUCAGCUCAAUAAAGCAGCACUGGAACUUUGUAUUACUCCCCUGACAACUCAGGAAGAUCUCCUCUACCCGAUAUGUUUCCAGUUGUGGAGGGAAGUAAUUGAUGGGAUGGUGAACUGCUCAUUAGUGCUCAGGUCUCUGCUUGGUAUGCCCGAGAAAGACACUUAUGUUGAAACUGCUGCAGAAGAACUAGGUAAAAAUUAUUUUGCUUAUUUUCCAGCUGUUGCAAAGGCUGUCAAAGAAGAUCGGAAAGUUCAGAAAGAUGAUAAGAAAACUGCUUUGAAGGAAAAGGAAAAAGGAAAGGCAACCAAAGAGCAAGAACGCACAAAUAGCCGAAAAGGCAAGGGAAAAGAAGAGAAGAAAGUAAGGACUCUCACAAAGGAAAUAAAGGAUGGUAUCUCUUUUUCAAUUGAAUCUUCAGAAGUAGAACUACAGUUACGCCGAGAACAAAUCGAUCCAAUUGUGCAGGAAAAAUACCGUGAAAAACUCUACAUUGAAGUUUAUGGACUGCUGAAUUCAAUGGUGAACAAAAUGGUUUUCCUCUUUGAGACAGUAAAAAAGAAUGCUCUAGAGAAGAAUAAAGCAUCCUUUGUCUAAAUUGUAAUUUUAUAACAAAAUAAAUUACAUUUGUGCACACAUAUAAAAAGUAUCAAAGAAGUUUUAUUUAUGAAAGAAUAGAGAUUAAUUGUGUCUCUCCUGCAGGCUUUUGUAUAGACAAAUACAUCUCAAUACAGUUUAAGUUCUCUUGCCAGCUGAGAAAUAUUAACCAGGUAUAUGAAGUCAAAAUUUUACAAUAUUGAUGGUAUAUGGAGGUGAUCUUUGGUAACCACAUUGGCCCAGUGUGGUUUAAGAGCUGUGCAAGUGAGUGGAAUUGAUUUAUCCAUCUAUAUACUUUUCUCAUUCUCUCUCCUCUCCUCCCUUCCCCGCUUCUCAUGAGGUUAAGCCCUCUAUUCAGUAGUCCUUAUCAAAUUCACAGUUGUUCCACUUCUGUUAUCAGCAACAGAAAUAUCAUUGUCACCAAGGAGCAGUGAGAUAUGGGAACAGAGACUUAAACUGCUUCACUGUCUUUAUUAAGCUUGGUAUUUUCCUGUUCUGACUCCAUUCAGAAACAAUCUGUUCCUGGCUGCCCACCUAAUGGCUGAACUGCUGGAUGAUGGAGAAAAAGUAAGUAGAGUGAUGAUAGACCACAAAGAGAGCAAUUGAGGGCCAUAUGUGGUCUACAGCUUGCCCAUAUGUGUUGAAUGGGAGUAUCUAGUUCCUACCAUCACCAUCACAUGACUGACUGUAAGGGUACUUUAUUAUUUUUAUUUGGAUUGAUUAUUGGGUGCUUACCAGACAAAU